Molecule: messenger RNA, 1040 nt
Organism: Tribolium castaneum (red flour beetle)
Lineage: Eukaryota; Metazoa; Arthropoda; Insecta; Coleoptera; Tenebrionidae
Exons: 3
Coding region: 226-987 (253 amino acids)
Cellular component (GO): mitochondrion
Source: RefSeq, a predicted model, not a curated record
CAAUUGCGUCACUUUGGGCCAGCCUUGAGCUAAUUCUAAACCGAAAUUUAUUUGCCGACGGGAAAAUGUGUCAAAAUUGGGCUGUUCCGUGAAGAUGGUCACGUCACGCCGCACGCAUUCUGACAAAAAUAAUGUGUCUUAAUUUAAGCGGCGAAAGCGUGCGGUUGAUGCCCGCACUUGGACAACUUGCGUGCUCAUUUUGAGGUUAUAUUUACAAAUUAUAUCAUGGCAAAUGUAAUUGCAAGAAGGUUUUUCAACCGGAAUUUAUUUAAAUUUAAUGAACUGGCUCAACUGGCAACACACAGCAGAUGCACGGCUACUGUCAUCAUAAAUUUUAAUCAUAAUUAUGGUACUCCCAACCCAAGGAAUCACAAGUUGCUCCAACCGUUCAAAACUACGGAAAUUCAGCACUUUUAUUCAGACUUGUCCAAAAACAAGAAAAAACCUUCGAUAUUUCAGAGGUUUAAGCAGAUGUAUAAGGAGUACUGGUAUGUCCUUCUCCCGGUUCAUCUUGUCACUUCUGCAGCAUGGUUUGGUGGUUUUUAUUAUUUAGCCAAAAGUGGUGUGGAUAUUGUGGGAAUUUUGGAAUCAUGGAACAUUAGUGAGAGGAUUGUGAAUCCCUUGAGAGACUCAAGUAUGGGCUAUGUCGCUGUUGCUUACGCUCUUUAUAAAAUAGCGACGCCUGCGAGGUACACAGUCACGUUAGGUGGAACCACGAUUUCAAUCAAUUAUCUGAAAAAGUGGGGCUACAUCAAACCAGUUCCUAGUAAAGAGAGGCUCAAAGAAAUGUACUUUGAACAGAAAGAUAACUUGUUGGAGACAGUAAGAGAGACCAAGGAAGGUUUGAAAGACAAAAAAGAGAAUAUUAUAGAGGAUUUAGAUAAGGGUAUUAAGCAACUUAAGGAAAUUGGCGACAAAAUGAAAAGUAAAGACACAGUUGUUGAUGAUGUUAAGAAAAAAGCAAAGGGGUCUAAAGAUAAGGGCUAAUUAUUAUGUUUAUAUAGUUUAUAAGAUUUAAAAUAUAUUUUAUUUAGUGAGUA